Adineta steineri is the source of this 4587-nucleotide messenger RNA. The record is from the annotation of a GenBank genome assembly. NCBI's taxonomy places the organism in Eukaryota, Metazoa, Rotifera, Eurotatoria, Adinetida, Adinetidae.
AUGAGUUCUUCAUCGUCUGCUUAUAAAACAGCUAUUAAACAGCUUAUGACUCGUAUUCAAACGAAUUCUAAUGAUACAAAUUCGAUUAAUCAAUUAAAUACAAUAAUUGAACAAUUUCUUCAAAGUUAUCGUUUGAAUGGUUUAUUUUCUGAAUGUUUACAAUUUUUAGUUCAAAUUGUUAAACAAUUAAUUGAUCUUUAUCCAACAAUAAAUGAUUUUCGUCCAUUAAUUAUUCAAUGGUUAAAAUUUAAACGUGAUGUUGAAAAGAAAAAUAAAGAAUUUUUUGAUUUAAAAAUUAAAUUACGUUCAUUUCUUGAUGUUGCUUUACCAUCAACAUUUAAUCGGACAUCAUCAAAAGCAAAGGAUUUUCUACUUUGUGAAUUAUAUGAAUAUCGAAAUGCGAAUAUAAAAUCAACACAAAUGAUUGAUGAACGUCGUGCAAUAGUUUGUUCAUUAUACGAACAAUUUUUUGGUGAUGGUUCAGAUCAUUUUCUAUGUGCAAGAAUUCUACUGGAACAGAUUAAACUUGAUUUAGCAAGUGGAAAUACUUUAGAUAUUGAUGAAUCGAAUAAUUUAGCAAAUCAUUUACGAAAAUGUUUACCAACAUCAGAUGAUACACAUGGAAUAGUACAACGUUUAUGGCUUUAUACGGAAUAUUAUUUAAUUAAAUUUCAAGUUUAUUAUUCGAAAUUAACGAAUGAUAUGUCAAAAAAAAUCAAGCAAGAUUAUGAAGAACAAAAACGGCAAGCAGCAGAAAAUAAUUCAAUUAAUCAAAUUGAAACUUUUCAUGCAGAAUCAAUGACAAUGGAAGCACAUAAGAUGUUAGGAAAAUUUUCUGAAAAAUCUAUUAUGUCUACAUUAUUUAAAAGUUGGGAUAUGAUUAAAUCUAAAUCCACGUCAUUAUGUACAAUUGAAACUCUUAAACGUGUAGCAAGUAUAUAUCCAAAUGAAAUCGAUAUGUUCUAUUCAAAUUUACAUACAAUUGCUGCACUAUUUGAUCUUUUUCAACAUUAUACGGAAGCAAUGGAAAUCUAUCGAUAUUUACUUGAUUUACUUCCAGCAUAUCAUCCAAGUCGGCUAACAAUUAUAACAGCAUGUAAUCGAUUAGCAAAUAAAUGUUCAAUUAAUCUUGAAGAUCGAUAUAAACCAGUACCGAAUCUUUCAUCUCGUGAUUAUCCAAAAGCAACAACGCAAAUAUCAUCAUUUGAUGUUGAUGAAGCAUUAAAUUUAAUUACUAUAGCAGAAAAUUUCUUACAUAAUAAAAAUGUGUCAUCAUGUAAACAAACGCUUGAAAUAUUAGAAAAACGACCAAUUGUUUCAUGUUCAUAUGCAGAUAGUUUUUUUGUACGCUCACAUUUAUAUAAUCUUCAAUCCAAACUUGUUUUAAAUGAUGAUGAACAGUUAAAAGAUUUUAGUCGAAAUGAUUUUCUUGCUUUAAUUGAAGAAAGUCGAUCAUAUUGUGCACAAGAUUUACGUACAUCUUUAGAUAUUGUUGAUGUUAAUCGAUUACCAGAAUUAUCACAACUUCAAUUAACUCCACUUGUUCUACAUGCACUUCAAGCUUAUUUAUCUCAAGUAGCACAUUUAAUUCUACUGAAUUUUGAAAUUGGUCUUUAUCGAAAUGCUAAAAAUUAUCUACUGGUUGGUUUAGAAAUUUCAGUUUAUUUACAUGCUAAAAGAUGGUUUACAUUUUUUCUUGCACUUAAUGCACAAUUUUUUAUUCUAUCUCAUCAACCUGAUUGUGCUCGACGUAAAUUAGAUCAACUUUCACAUCAUUUAUCAACAUUAGAUAUUUGUAAUGAUCGUAAACAAGAUUUAUUUAUUGAUUUUAUUUAUUCAUGGUAUGAUUAUGUUAAACUUGAAUAUGAUUAUCAUACGCAUGGAUAUGAUCACAUACAAACUGUAUGUGAAACAAAAUUAUAUCAUGAAUAUAAACAACAUAAUCUUUCACUUGAUUGGCAUCGUUUACUCUUUCAUCGUAUUCAUAUACUUUAUCGAUUAACUUAUUUUCAACAGCUACGAAAAAAUAGUAAAUCAAUGGAAAAUAGAAAACGAUUAAUUUGGAACAUUCCUUCAAAUUCUGAAAAAUAUACUGAAUUUACAUUUUGGACGGAAUCAUGGCUUUCAUUUCUAAGUCUUAUUGAAGAUCAACCACCUGAAAUUCUCGAUAAAUCAUCUCUAUGGCUUCAUCCAAUCAUCGUACCGGAUGAAUCGAAUUUAACUUGUUUACCAGAAUGGACUGCCAUGAAUGAUGAUCAACAUCCUUAUCAACAACAAACAGAUAGUAAAUGGAAUAAUAUCUUAUCUCCACCACAAGUUAAUACUGGAAAUCCAUUUGAUUUAAAUUCUAUGACAACAGAAGAAAUAGUUUCAUUAACAAAUGAACCAAUAGUAAUUAAAACAAAACCAAAGAAACUUAUCGAUACACCACGAGGAAAAACACCAUUUCUAUCUGAAAAUCAAAAAAUCCUAUCGACGCCGAAUAAACCAUCUUCAUCAACAACAACAGCAUCAAAUCUAAUGAGUACUUUUCGAAAGCAAAUGUCUAUUGAUUCAUCGAUAGCAUCUCCUGUAUGUACACCAAGUCGUACUGGAAAAAAACUUCCACCAUUAGUAGUAGCAAGUAGUAAUACAUCAUCUCGACCACGACGAGCAGCAGCUAUAAAAGCCGAUGAACGUAUUCAACAAAUUCGUUAUGAUGAUACCAAUGAAAAUUUACAUCGAAUAAAUAAUAAUAAUAAUAAUAAUAUCAUUUCACCAAGAAUUUUAGCGACAAAUUUAAAUGAAAAUAAUUCAGAACCAGUUGAAUUACUUAUUGAUCAAUUAGAUUCAUUACAUAUUGAACGAAAACUAAAGUUUGAUGAUGAGGAUGAAGAAGAAAUAAAUCCAUCAAUAAAAUCCAAUGAGAAACUUUUACAAAAAUGUAUUCAAUUACAUGAUCGUCUAGCUUAUGCUCCAAAUGCAAAAUUAAUACGUUAUUUAGCAGAAUAUAUUAUUUUAUUAGCAGGUGAUCAAGAUCCUUGGCUUGUAGUUACGUUAAUUGUUGAAAUGCAAGCAAUUGGCUUUCGAUAUAAUGCACUUUGUAUUUAUCAAAGAAAAAAACGUCACAAUACAGAUCGAAGUAGUACACCAUUACCAUCAGGAAGCAAUGUUUCACCCGAACAUUUAUCUCAUUAUAUCGAUGCAUUACAUUUUCGUCCAUUAACAAUAGCCUAUCUAAAAGAUAUAUUAAUAAAUGAUCUUCUUCCAGCUAAACAAGUAUGUGUAUGUCUUCAUUCAUUUACACUUAUUGAUGAUCAAAUUCUUGCUGUACAAAUACGUGGAAAUUAUUAUGCACCUGUUAUGCGACGUAUUAUAUUUCCAAGAUUAUUAGUAAAAAAAUUUCAUUUUUUAAUUGAAUCAAAUACACAUACAUUACAUGGUAUAACAGAUCAUAAACGUUAUUGGGCGAUUCGAAGAUAUUUCGAACAAUUAUUUGAACGUCUUCUCGAAGAUUUGAAUUAUGUUUAUUUAACAUCACCAAUGAGAUGGUGGUGGUUACCUGAAACUAGUAUAUUUGAUGGGAAGAAAGCGAUGAUUGACGAUCUUCUUACACCAUUGACAAAUUCACCUCAACAACGUCGUUCUAUUGAAUUUUUUCUUCAUCAAACAAUAUUUUAUUUAUCGUCACUGGAUGAAAUUCGUCAAGAACUUUCGAUAAAUCUUCCAUCAACGAUUUAUUCUCAUAUUCUAUCGAGUCGUUUAAUUGAACGUUUACUUGAUUAUAAACAACGUACUUAUACAAAUACUUCACCAUCAAAAUCUCGUCCACCUCAAAAUCUUUUACUUUUUCUUGAUAAUCAUCUUCAUAUAUUUCCAUGGGAACAACUUCAUUGUAUGACAUCACUCUUUCGUCGAAUAGUUAUCUAUCGUUUGCCAUCAGUUUUAUUACUUGAUGGUAUGCAUAAAUAUUAUUAUAAUUCAUCCUCAUCUCCAUCUGAACAACAAUCAAAUGUAGAUAAUAAUGAUACGACUAUAAUUCCUAUGGAAAAAACAUUUUAUCAUCGUAUUGAUGUUGAUAAAGGUUAUUAUAUAGUUGAUCCUGGUAAUGAUUUACCUCGAACAAAAGAACGUUUUCGUAAAUUUCAAACUGAUAAACCUGAUUUAAUUGAAAAAUGGAAUGGAGUCAUAGAACGUUUUCCUACGAAUGAUGCAAUUAAAGAUAUAUUUAAAUCAAAAGAUGUACUUUUAUAUAUGGGUCAUGGUUCAGGCAGUCAAUUUUAUCCGGUUGAUGAUGUACAGAAAAAUUCUUCUCGUUUAUGUGUUUUAUUAAUGGGUUGUUCAAGUGCGCGUUUACAAUCAUUAGGUGAUUUUGAAGUUUUCGGAAUGCCAUUUGCUUAUUUAACAUGUGGAGCUGCAACAAUUCUUGGAUGUUUAUGGGAUGUAACAGAUCGUGAUAUAGAUAGUUUAACAUUUUUUUUACUUGAACAACUUAAAGCCGGUGCAUCACUUGGUGAAGCAUUACGAUAUGGUCGUGAUCUUUGUAAAUUAAAGUGUUUAAAUGGAGCUGCUCCCGUUAUUUAUGGUUUACCAGUACGAGCGCGUUAA